Messenger RNA from Nycticebus coucang (slow loris), 1188 nucleotides. Its product is annotated as ubiquitin-conjugating enzyme E2 L3-like. NCBI's taxonomy places the organism in Eukaryota, Metazoa, Chordata, Mammalia, Primates, Lorisidae. The coding region runs from base 538 to 1188 and encodes 216 amino acids. The transcript has 2 exons. The record is from RefSeq and is a predicted model, not a curated record.
GGCAGGUCACACACUUUACCCAUUUUGAAAACUAAAUAAAAUAUCAGAGGGUGGCACCUGGGGCUCAAGGAGUAGGGUGCCAGCCCCAUAUACCAGGGGAGGUAGGUUUGAGCCCGGCCCCGGCCAAAACUGCAAAAAAAAAAAAAUUAAGAGGCAAGUGUUUAGAAAAAGUUCUCGGUGCUAGCUAGACAUAAAUUGACAUAAGGGAAUGAGAUACAGUAAAAGUGAAAAAUAUAUGACAAAGCGAUGUGGAAUAAAAAGGAAAUACCUCCUCAUAUCAUAACCUUUAGUACCUUCCUGAGAAAACCAUUUCGUACUUAAAAAAAUAUGUGAUGCAUAUCCUGAGAAUAUGUGUGCUACUUAAAUCUUAGCCUCACAGCACAGGUUUUGGCCCCAGGCUGCGACUCUGAUCUCACCUUCCCCAUUUUUACCAGUGUUUAUCCCACACCUGCUACGCUGGCCUCUCCACUGGCAUUCCUCAAACACACCAAGCACACUGCUGCCUGGCUGCCUUUGAGUUUGUUCUGUCUACAUAGGAUGGAUGCUUCCCCGCAGCCAUCUGGCUUGCUUCUGUGCUUCCAUCAAGACUCUCCUGAAUACAGCAGCACCAGAUCCAAGAUGGAGGCCAGCAGGGGGCUGAUGAAGGAGCUUGAAGAAAUCCGCAAAUGUGGAAUGAAAAACUUCCGUAACAUCCAGGUUGAUGAAGCUAAUUUAUUGACUUGGCAAGGGCUUAUUGUUCCUGACAACCCUCCAUGUGAUAAGGGGGCCUUCAGAAUCAAAAUCAACUUUCCAGCAGAGUACCCAUUCAAGCCACCGAAGAUCACAUUUAAAACAAAGAUCUAUCACCCGAACAUGGAUGAAAAAGGGCAGAUCUGUCUGCCAGUAAUUAGUGCUGACAACUGGAAGCCAGCAACCAAAACCGACCAAGUAAUCCAGUCCCUCAUAGCACUGGUGAACGACCCUCAGCCUGAGCACCCCCUACGGGCUGACCUAGCUGAGGAAUACUCUAAGGACCGUAAAAAAUUCUGUAAGAAUGCUGAAGACAAGUGUGAGCAGAGACCCAAGCAGUGCAUUCAGACACCCCGCAAAGCAGGACUCUGUGGAAAACUGACAGUGCCACCGCCUGGCAUUAGCUUGUGGCAGUUACUAACUUUCUACAGUUUUCUUAAUCAAAAGUGGCCUAGGUAA